Messenger RNA from Knipowitschia caucasica, 222 nucleotides. The record is from the annotation of a GenBank genome assembly. NCBI's taxonomy places the organism in Eukaryota, Metazoa, Chordata, Actinopteri, Gobiiformes, Gobiidae.
AUGAUAUUCGUGGGACGGGAUGACUGCGAACUUAUGCUGCAGUCACGUAGUGUGGACAAGCAGCAUGCUGUCAUCAACUAUGAAUCGAAUACUGAUGAACAUAAAGUUAAAGAUUUGGGCAGCUUGAAUGGGACUUUUGUCAAUGAUGUCAGAAUACAGGAGCAAAUGUAUGUGACGUUACAAAUUGAAGACAAGUUGCGAUUUGGAUAUGAUAUCCUUUGA